Messenger RNA from Rana temporaria (common frog), 2389 nucleotides. RefSeq names its product bone morphogenetic protein 3 (gene BMP3). The coding region runs from base 252 to 1625 and encodes 457 amino acids. Gene Ontology annotation, molecular function: cytokine activity; growth factor activity. Gene Ontology annotation, cellular component: extracellular region. Gene Ontology annotation, biological process: osteoblast differentiation; BMP signaling pathway; SMAD protein signal transduction. The transcript has 3 exons. NCBI's taxonomy places the organism in Eukaryota, Metazoa, Chordata, Amphibia, Anura, Ranidae. The record is from RefSeq and is a predicted model, not a curated record.
GCAGCGCCUCUCACUGCACUCCAAAGUCCUGGCAAGGAAAGCGGAGAGACGAUUUCCACAGAGGAGGCUGCUCACUACACACCGCACACUACACACUGCUCAUCCCCUGCCCUCACACAGGACCACUAUGUUCACAUAACGACUGCCCACCUGUGACCACCCUCAUUACACCUGACUCCCGGACAUGUGUGGAUGCUGAAUGAAUAAAGUGCUCCAUUGUCGCUCUAGUGUGUGACACUGACUACCUGGACAUGGCUACACGGGGCUCCGCUUGGCUCGUACUGUGCUGGGCAUGCAGCAGCUGCUUGUGUCUUGGAGAAGUGUGGAAGGAAGGAGUGCUGGCCAUCAGGAGCCAGGCGGGGGCAGCUGAGGCUGUGCUACCUGUGGGGGACACCGUGUCCGAACAUAUGCUAAGACUCUAUGAUAAGUACCGAGGAGGAGGAGGAGGAGGAGGGAGAAGGGGCAGAGACAGCUCCCGCCAUCAACUUACCCUCAAGGACGGCAACACCGUGCGGAGCUUCAAACCCCUCACUGGGAGCUUUGAAGAUAUUAAUCAGCAUAUUUUCAAUUUAACAUCACUAACAUCUUCGGAAAAUAUAUUGUCAGCUACAUUUCAUUAUUAUCUUGGAGAUAUUUUAAACAUCAGUCAGCGAUGCCAACAUUCAUCAUCUUGCUCCAGGCGUGGACACAGAAAACCUGAACUAUCCAUAGAUUUGAAAGUGUCCAGUUUAACAUCUCUUGAGAACCAAACAAGAAUCUUGGGGAAUUUUCUUAUAAACAUUUCUACAACCUACCGAGACCUUCCAUCUUGGCAUUGGAAGGAUAUCACUCAAGUCUUGCGUGAAGCCAAACAACAUGGAGAGGCCCUCAUUGCAAUCAAUAUGACAGUUGAUACCGCAAAUAAACGAAGGAAACAGCUACUAGGUCAUAAGCCUUAUAUCCUGGUUUAUGCCAACGAUUCUGCUAUAUCUGAGCCAGACACUGUGGUUUCCAACUUACAUGGACAACGUGCUAGUAUAGUUCAUAAAAAACAAAGAAAGGAAGGCCUUAUUGAUCACAGGAGUAGACGGUCAACUGAUAUUUUGUUGCCGCUCCAAAACAAUGAGCUACCAGGAGCUGAGUACCAGUACAAUGAAGAUGAAGAAAGAUGGGUGGAGAAGAAACCUUACAAAACUCUUCAAGUACGGCCAGCCGAAAAGGAGAAGUCUAAUAAAAAGCUAAGGAAAAGUGGACGGCAGAAAGGCCAAACACUGCAAUUUGAUGAACACACCCUGAAAAAAGCUAGAAGAAAGCAGUGGAAUGAGCCACGGAACUGUGCUCGGCGUUAUCUUAAAGUAGACUUUGCAGACAUCGGCUGGAGUGAAUGGAUUAUUUCUCCCAAAUCCUUUGAUGCAUAUUAUUGCUCAGGUGCAUGCCAGUUCCCAAUGCCAAAGUCAUUGAAGCCAUCCAACCAUGCCACCAUCCAGAGCAUCGUACGUGCUGUGGGUGUGGUACCCGGCAUUCCUGAACCAUGUUGCGUCCCAGAAAAGAUGUCGUCUCUCAGCAUUCUGUUCUUUGAUGAAAACAAGAACGUCGUGCUCAAGGUUUAUCCCAACAUGACAGUGGAGUCCUGUGCCUGCAGAUAACAGUUCAAGCCUUCAUAGCUGUUUGUAGCAAACUUCAAAUUUUGCACUUUCAGUAAAACUGUUUCCGGAAAUGUUACAGCCUAACAGAGAGCAAUGCAAAAAGAAAAAAAAAAGGCAAAAAAAACAAAGUAUAUAUUAUAUAAACACUGGGCGAUGGAUGUCUGCUGUGUUCAAUUCAUGCUGGACUUGAGUCAGUGAACUCACAGAAAACUGACACAUAGCACACAAGAAGAUAAGCUCCUGAAUCAAAUAAGCUCUAAAGAAAAUACAAGUCUUGCUACUUUUUUCAAAGACACAUUUAUUUUUGUACCGGAAAAAAAAAGACUAGACAUUUGAACAGCUGAGGCUGUAAUGUGCCUUCAGACUAUCAGCAUUCACCUGCCUAUGGUGUUCUUUUGCUAUAUAUACAGUCCUUACAUUUCUUGCGUCUGUUACACACAUCUGUUACCAUAGAAUGGACAGGAAGUUAAAUAUUUGAUGCUUGGAAGUACUGAAGGAGUAUUGCGUGUUCCUCACCACAUCAUAGCAAGUAUAAAUAGUCUGAAGACAUACAUCAUGGAAAGUGGUUUGUGACAGCAAGUUUAUGUAACAUAAUUAGAAAUUUUAUUGAUUUUUCUGUGUUUUUUUUUUUUUUUAACCAGCACUUUUUAAUAGUGUAAACAAAAGGUAUAAUGGACAUGAAAGAUUAUAAAUACAAUUGUGUAAAAUAAACAAUAUUUAAUUUUGUUAUACAGUACCACACAAAUAAAUCUGCCUGACGCUUC